Mesocricetus auratus (golden hamster) is the source of this 3721-nucleotide messenger RNA. RefSeq names its product LysM domain containing 3 (gene Lysmd3). Gene Ontology annotation, cellular component: Golgi apparatus. The record is from RefSeq and is a predicted model, not a curated record. Gene Ontology annotation, biological process: Golgi organization. The coding region runs from base 197 to 1114 and encodes 305 amino acids. NCBI's taxonomy places the organism in Eukaryota, Metazoa, Chordata, Mammalia, Rodentia, Cricetidae. The transcript is spliced from 3 exons.
ACUCUACGCGAUGACGUAGCGCAGGUUUGCGGACGUGGCGGCGGCUGUCGGUCCGGAAGACGGGGACGGCGGCCGCGGCGCACCCGGGACAGCCGAGAGAGAACCUGGAGCCGGUCAUGAGCUUCCCGGGGCCGCGGCUGUGGUGGCGGACGUGACCGUGUCGCCGCGCCCCUGCUAGAGGACAGAUCAUAGCAUCAUGGCAGGGAGGAAUCAGAAUCGAACUGUUUCCCUCCCAGGAAUUCAGGCCAGUGGCCAGGUACAUACUUUUGGAAAUUGUACAGACAAUGAUGUGUUGGAAGAAGAAACUGAAGUGUAUGAACUUCGGUCCAGGGGAAAGGAAAAGGUUCGAAGAAGCACAUCAAGAGACAGGCUUGAUGACAUCAUUAUAUUAACAAAAGAUAUACAGGAAGGGGACACUCUAAAUGCAGUAGCCCUUCAGUACUGUUGUACGGUAGCAGAUAUCAAAAGAGUUAACAAUCUCAUCAGUGAUCAAGACUUUUUUGCCCUUAGGUCUAUCAAAAUUCCAGUUAAAAAGUUUAGUUCUUUGACCGAAACUCUUCAUCCUCUGAAAGGAAGACAAGGUUUUCAUCCUCCACUGGUUCCAUGUGCUCAAGAGCAGGAAAUGGUGGCUGCUGAGGACUCUGUUUGUCCCAGUGAGUCAGCUGGCAGCUUCCUGAAAGAAGUGGAUCGGGACAUAGAACACAUCGUAAAGUGCACCGACACCAAGAAGGAGAACCUGAACGAGGUGGUGUCUGCCCUAGCGGCACAGCAGGUCCGCUGUGAGCCGGACAGCAGAAGCGCUCCCAGAAAGGAUCCCUACUACGGAGCAGACUGGGGAAUUGGUUGGUGGACAGCUGUAGUGAUAAUGUUGAUAGUGGGUAUAAUAACGCCGGUAUUUUAUUUGCUGUAUUAUGAAAUUUUAGCUAAAGUAGAUGUUAGUCACCAUUCAACAGCGGGCUCUUCACAUUUGCAUCCAGGACUCACACCUCCCUCACAGCACAGAGAAACAGAAAAUGGACUCGGUCCAACAAAAGCAAUACAUGCUGGUCAACAAGAUGACCACAGACUGUAUAGGCAAGAUUCUCAGCCUCCUGCUGCUCAACGCAGAGUGUAGCCGUGAGCCCUGAUCAGGGUUGAUGAUCAUGUGUGCAUAUGGGAUAUGGUGGCUCAGAGACCUCCCAAAGCUGCUUCAGAGUCCAUCUGGGAACGUCGAGGAUGCUUUGUUUUUACCUUCCUAGGAAUCCCUGAGCCUUUGACAAAUGGAUUGUCUAAAACACACACAUUUGCUUUUUAUAUUGAAACUGGUCAGAAUUCAUCUGCUCUAUCAGUUCUUAAAGCAGAAACUAAUUUAAAUGUAUGUCUAGGAAUUCUAACUUAGAAAAUGCUCUCAUUUUUCUUAUUCAAGACUAGUUACCUUUAAAUUUAUUUUUUAAAAGAUUAUUUUUUUAAUUCAAGGUUAUUCAUGUCAAGUGUUUAAAAUGCUUACAACUGAAGAAAAUUCAGUACCAUACCACCAGAACAUUGUUGUAAAAGUUUUGACUCUAAAAUUAUUUAUGAUACCAAGUACUUAACACUCAAUUUUGAGUUAACUGAGUUUUAACACAUGCUAUGAAAACAAAUGUAGAAACAGAUAUGGAAAUGUAUUUAUAAUUUCUAUAAUAGCGGCUAACAAAUUGAUUAAGUAUUUUGAGACCCCAGAAUAAUGUCUUAGUGUUGGAAACUUGCCAUUUGGCCACAAGGACACUGAACUAGGUCAAGACCUAGUCCACGAAGGAGGGUACUUUAGGACCGCCCUCCAGCCUCACUCCCACUUAUCCUUAAAAAGAAAAAUACUUGUAUCUGAUAUCUGGAAGCAUGUUGUAGUUCUUUGAUGAAGUGUUAUACAGAAAAGCAUAUUCAGCAAACUUCUCUUUAUAUACUGUGACUAAUCAUUGCUAUUACAAAUAGUAACAUGCCUUAAUUACACUUAAUGCCUUACAGUGUCACUUUACUUAAGUUCAUACACACCUUACAAUUAAAGUGGAAAAGCUGUCAGAUUUCCUGCCGUAGAAUAUCAUUCCAUAGGCUAUGUGAAUUUGUGUAUCUUCACUUUUAAGCAUAUGUUAGUGGAAUAAACCAAUUUGUACUAUCUGCCUCUGAGGUCUUGAGAAAAAUAAGGAUUGAUUAAGCAAAGAUGAGUAAACAACUUUUAUAUUAUCAGCAGGGAGAUUGCUUUAUUUCAAAAAGAGAAUGUCCAAUUCAGAUUGCCCCCACCUAAUAUGCACCGUCACAUUGAGAAGCACAGACCACACUUGUGUGGAUCAGUCAAAAGGGCUUAUGGUGGCAUUCUCUAAGUCCACUGUAAGACAACAAAUUUGGCUAAAAAGCUUUUGUAUGCUGAUUUCAGUGUUUAAUUUUAAAUAUGUAUUUUUAAAAUAUAAGUGCAGGUGGUCAAAUCUGGACCACAUGUUUUCUGUGUGAUAAACUGCAUACCUUAAAAUAUGUUAUAUCACCUCAUUUUCUGGACAUUAUUUCUUAAAACAAUGUUUCAGCUUUUUAAACAUUUUUUGUAUAUCAAAUUCCAAUCCUGAUACAAGGAAUUAUUAAUACAUAUUUAUUAUAUUUGGGGUUUUAUAUACUUUGAGAAGAAAAAGCACCUACAAAAAGACACAGAAGUCAGUCAUUGUAAAGCCCCUACAUCUAUCAGAGGGGUUUAGAAAAUUACCUUUAAAGUAUUUUUAUAAUAGGAAAGUUGUAGUAAACUGAUCCCCUUAGUAUAUCUUAGUUAAAAUAAUUUUUAAUUGUGUUAGCAUGCCACACGCAAUUUGAAAUGAGUGUGAUCUUUAAUUAUGUUCAGUGUUAACACAGCUACUUUGCAUAAUAUUUAUUAAGCCUGCUGAAAAAUCAAAUUUUAGGGUAGAAAAUGAAAGACAACAACACAGGCUACAUAACCUUCGAAAAACUUUGUUUACAUCAAACAUAAAAUUAUAAAGUUGGUGAUUCCUUUUUUGCUGGUUUUACUUUGGAAUUGUAAUGAGGGCGUGAUAACUUAUGUUUAAAGAUGAGGUGUACUUGCUGGUUAAAUCAUUUGUCUCGAGCACCUUUUUGAAGGAAAUACAACACAUCCUUAGGAAACAACCAAACAAUUAUUUUUCCUACAUAUUUUAGAGUUACUACUUGAAUAUAAUCCUAUAUGUAGAAUUAUGCUUUCAUCUUUAAAAGAAAAAAUUUAAGCAUUUAACAGAAUUUUGAAAAAUAUAUUAAUAUGCAUUUGCAAAUGUAUGCAAAUUUUUGGCAACUGCAAACUUCAUUAUAUUCUAGACAUCAUAAGUACAAUUGUCAUGGUUUGAUACUAUGGAUCAUGUUCAAGCCCUUACUUGAAUUUGCUUUGAGGCUUUAAUUUUUGUGUGUGUGCAGUUAUAAAUAUAAGAGCACUGAGUCAUAGUCAUUGAUACUAGUUCACUUAAAAAUUUGGAAUUGCAAGUAAAGAAAAACCCGAUAUUGUUAGGACAAAUUCUUGGCUUGUUAAAGACGAGUUAGAUGUGGUUGAGUUUGUUUUGAACCAAUGGAUAGCUGUUUAAAUAUCUUCACUGUCCUCUCAGCAAAACAAAGUCAUGGUCCACUGGCUGUGCUAUGAUUUUGGAAGGAAUGUGAAUCUCAGAUUCUCUUUUCCAGUGGAGUUUGAUUGUUAAAAGCUUUUUGUUGGCGUGGAAAGUUCAUUAAAUCAACCGCUCUUUAGUCA